This is a messenger RNA of Maylandia zebra (zebra mbuna), 1296 nucleotides long. NCBI's taxonomy places the organism in Eukaryota, Metazoa, Chordata, Actinopteri, Cichliformes, Cichlidae. The record is from RefSeq and is a predicted model, not a curated record.
AUGACAAUGGCUGAAGCGGGACGAAGAGUACAUCCAAACCUGAGUAGGUUCACCGUGGCCACCAUUAUCAAGGCAUUUAGACAACACAACAGAGCUGAAAGAAUGCCACAUAGAGGUGGGAGGGUUGCCAUAUUCACAGCGGCACAAGAAACCCUCAUUGCAGAUAUGGUCCGUGAGAACAACUGCAUUAGACUCCGAGAGAUCAGAGACAAAGUCAUUGCAGAUAAUGUAAACUUUGAGAACAUUGAUGCUGUCAGCGUGUCCACAAUAGACCGAGUUCUCCGGCGCCAACAGAUGAGGAUGAAACAGGUCUACAGGGUUCCCUUUGAGCGCAACUCUGCGCGACACAUAGAACAACGUUACGAGUAUGUGCAAGUACGUAUACAUCCAUGUCCACAGUACAGUUAGUGGACAUACUGUGUUGCUUAGUGGCCUACAUUACUUCUGGACAAUACUGUGCUACCUGAUUGACCGUUCUGAACACCUGUACGCUUUUCCAUGUUCACAGAGGAUAAUGCAGUUGGACGCGAUGGCCAGACCCCAUGAGUACCUCUUCCUGGAUGAGGCUGGCUUCAACCUCCAGAAACGAAGGCGAAGAGGCCGUAACAUCAUUGGCCAAAGAGCCAUCACUGAGGUUCCUGGCCAACGGGGGGGUAAUAUUACUCUUUGUGCAGCUAUGGGUACGGAGGGGCUUGUCCACCGGCAUGCUGUCCUUGGGUCUUACAACAAACAACGUCUCCUCACCUUCCUAGAGGAGCUAAAAGACAUCCUCCUGGACCGUCAACAACACCAUCCUAGGCUAGCACAUCACAUGUAUGUGAUCAUUUGGGACAACGUCCGCUUCCACAAAACACACCAAAUCAGAGAGUGGUUCACCACCAACAGUGACCACUUUUUAAACGUCUGUCUGCCACCCUACUCCCCUUUCCUGAACCCUAUAGAGGAGUUCUUCUCAUCAUGGAGAUGGAAGGUGUAUGACAGACAGCCAUACACAAGAGAGAACCUCGUACGGGCAAUGGAGCUGGCCUGUGCUGACAUCCCAGUGGAGGCCUUCCAGGGAUGGAUUCGCCAUUCCAGGGCGUUUUUCCCGCGGUGCCUAGCAAGGGACAAUAUAGCCUGUGAUGUGGAUGAGGUGAUGUGGCCCAAUGCAGCUCGGCGACAUGAUGCCGCACAGUGACUGUGUGUAAUACUGUAAAAAGACCGUGUAGACAAUAAAAAAGACUUCACACCCUGAUCAUGUUUCCGAGAGUACUGUUGUGUGCGAUAGAUUCUGUUUUUGCAUUGAGUUGUGUUACA